Messenger RNA from Rhodofomes roseus, 1131 nucleotides. Its product is annotated as thiolase-like protein. Gene Ontology annotation, molecular function: fatty acid synthase activity. The transcript is spliced from 8 exons. Gene Ontology annotation, biological process: fatty acid biosynthetic process. NCBI's taxonomy places the organism in Eukaryota, Fungi, Basidiomycota, Agaricomycetes, Polyporales, Fomitopsidaceae. The record is from RefSeq and is a predicted model, not a curated record. Bases 1 to 1098 code for a protein of 365 amino acids.
AUGUACACACUGACCGAUACCGGUGCAUUCUUGAAAAACAUCGACGUCUUCGACCCUACCGAGUUCGGUAUCACGAGCAAGGAUGGCCGACUUAUGAAUGUCGGCACUCGAAAGCUCCUGGAGAGUACCUUCUUAGCAUUGCUCGAAUCGGGCAUCAACUAUAGAGGACGCAACGUGGGUUGCUAUAUGUCGGCUGUUGCCCAUGACAUGUUCUCGGUGUCUGGCCAUGAUGACACGGAAGCCCGCGGGGCAUUCUCCGGCGGUCCUUCUAUGGUAGCGAACCGUGUUUCUUAUCACCUCGACCUCCGAGGCCCGACGGUUCCGCUCGACACGGCGUGCAGCUCGACGCUCUAUGCGACUCAUCUGGCCGUACAAGCAUCGCGGCAUGGCGAAUGUGAAGCGGCUGUUGUUGGAGGCUGCCAGGUCGAUCACAGGUUCACGGAAUGGCUGAUGUACUCACAGGGAGGCAUUCUGUCUCCCGAUGGAAAGUGCAAGCCGUUCGAUGCCUCCGCUGACGGUUUUGGGCGCGGCGAAGCGGUCGUCUCGAUCGUGCUGAAGCCUCUGGAUGCGGCGCUACGCGAUCACGACAAGAUAUAUGCUACAAUCCUCGGAACCGGCGUCAACUCUUCUGGUUCGUUGGCACCGGUCAAUGCGCCCGUGGCCUCUGCGCAGCAGGACGCUAUGUUGCGUGCCUUCGCGCAAGCGCGGCGAUCGCCGCAGGACGUGGAUUUCAUCGAGCUGCAUGCGACCGGCACGGCUUCGGGGGAUCCGACAGAAGCAAACUGGGUAGGGGCGCGGUUCGGAAGAGACACAGAGCUCCUGGUUGGGAGCGUCAAAGGAAACAUCGGCCACACCGAGAUUACCGCAUUCCUGGCGUCGCUCUGCAAGGUGUGCCAUAUCAUUGAGCGGGGCGUCAUCCUGCCUACGGUGAACCUCUCCGUUCCGAAUCCGGCCAUCCGAUGGGAGGAAUACAAGAUGCGCGUCCCUGUCGCCCCGGAGAAGCUGAUCGUGCGCUCUCCCUCUGGUCGUGCCCUCAUCGCAAUGUCAAGCUCGGGAAUUGGUGGUCAGACAAGAAUAUCCGGAGCCUGCGGAGGUUGAAUGAAUUGGAUACUCUGCCCACGGGAGACUACU